Messenger RNA from Cryptomeria japonica (Japanese cedar), 1403 nucleotides. Its product is annotated as endo-1,3;1,4-beta-D-glucanase. Gene Ontology annotation, molecular function: hydrolase activity. The record is from RefSeq and is a predicted model, not a curated record. The transcript is spliced from 7 exons. Bases 56 to 889 code for a protein of 277 amino acids. Lineage: Eukaryota; Viridiplantae; Streptophyta; Pinopsida; Cupressales; Cupressaceae.
AAUCUCAACAUCACCUGCUGAAAUUAAUGUAUCUAAUUAUAGCCGACAAUGGUGAAUGGUGGACAAGUUCGACGUCCUUAACUUCAGCGAGGAGAAAAGGUUAAGAGGCUUUGUUGUGGUAGCUUAUACGGUGGCAUAUGUUGCUUAUGACAGGGAAAUGGCAGGAGCUCAGUGCUAUGAGAAUCCUCCCGUAUUGGAUGUGCCACUCACAGGCUUGAGUGGGUACGUAGAGACCUUAGCAGACCUCAAAGUUUAUGUUUCCGGAUCUCCCCACACCCACACCGCUAUCAUCUUAGCCUCUGAUGUUUAUGGUUUUGAGGCUCCAAAUCUGAGAAAGCUUGCUGACAAGGUAGCAGCUUGUGGAUAUUAUGUUGUGGUCCCUGACUAUUUUCGUGGAGAUCCAUAUGUACGAGCCACUACUGGAGAUCCUGUUGCUAAUCAGCCAGAGUGGCUUAGUAGGCAUCGGCCGGCACAAGGCUUUGAGGACUCUAAAAAACUUAUUGGUGUUCUGUAUUCUAGAGGUAUAGCAGCAAUUGGUGCAAGUGGAUUUUGCUGGGGAGCAAAGGUGGUCGUGGAGCUGGCUAAAGGGGAUUAUAUAAAAGCAGGGGUUUUAUUGCAUCCUUCUCUUAUUCCUGUGGAUGAUUUUAAAGUUACUAAAGCACCUAUAGCAAUAUUGGGAGCUGAGUUCGAUCAUAUUACCCCCCCAGAAAUUAUAGAGCAGUAUGAAGCAAUUUUGUCAGCAAGACCUGAGGUAGAUAGUUUUGUUAAGAUUUACCCUGCAGUUACUCAUGGGUGGGCUAUAAGAUACAAUAAUGAUGAAGUUGCUGUGAAGAAUGCAGAUUUGGCUCACGCAAAGAUGUUGGAAUGGUUUGAUAAAUACCUGAAGUAACAGAGAGUAGACUUGUUUGCCGACUUAAUAAUAAGCAAAAGCUACUUCUCUAUUAUAUGGUUCGGUGGCUGCCGGAAGUUCAUAACAACUUACACUGUGAUGUUGUUUUGGGAAUUUCCUGAGGAUACUUUGGCAAGAUGUUGCAAGAAAACUGGAAAUAAUUUGUAGGGAGUGAACUUCUAAUUUUUCCAAAUAGUGUUGGAGCAAUUAAUAGUCCUUAGAGAGUAAUAAAAAAAAUUCACAAACAUUUUUUAUCAUGCAUGAGCUUAGUUGCGUUGUACCCAAUAUUCUUGAAAAUAUCUUGUAUUCUUCUAAGUUGAAGCGUACACCUAAGGUCAAUAAUUGGUCUCAUGUCUAGUCUUUUGAGGAAAUAUUUAGUUAAUUUUAUAACUCCUAGUGCUUAGUCACUAUUACAGAAUUAUCCAUAUAUGACACUAUAUUGGAAAUCUGUAACGUUAUCUAGAGCAAGGAAAUAAUAUUUAGGUAUUGGUAGUGGUGCAUUAUUUUUUAUAAA